AUGGCUAGACUGUGCUCUCAGCUGACUGUGGAUGACUGGGAAUGGGUGAUUUGGUCAUAUAAGACCAUAGCUCACCCUAGCCCUCAACCCAGCACCCUUGAGGUGGAAACCCACCAGAUAAGAGUGGGCACCAGUAUUUAUGGGGAUUACUCUGAGAAAAUGGCCCAGAUGGACCAGGAGGAUGGUUUCAUGAGUUGGGGUAGAAGAGGGAGCCUUGAUGGUCCCAAUUCAUUGUUUGGCAUUGUUUACCAUGUGAUAUACCAUGUAAGCAUUAAAAGCCAAGAGAUGUCUCUCACUCCCUACCUUGCCUCUACCAAUACUCAACACAAGCACAUCUGGCAAGUACUGAUUGAACUUUUUAAUGUUCUUGGAUCAAACAUCAUGGAACUAGCAGCACCUGUGGGAGAAGUAGAUGAGGGAGCCAAGCAUGCUGACUGCACAAUGGAGGAGACCACUGCACUCAUCAAGUACUUGCAUGUACAUCGCUCAGAACAUGCUGACACUGGGAACUUCCACCAAGUGACAUAUGUCAAUGCUGCAGAGCACAUUUGCCCCCUCCAUCAGACUGGUAAGAUCAAGGAUUACAAAAAUGUGUUGCUCAAAUGGGGAUCAAUCAAACAAAUAUACAAUGCAAUAAUGACUUAUUGCAGAGGAUCAGGAGAACAUUGGGACAAUGAAAAUGGUGCAAAUAUCUGUGGAGCAGCUGACAUGGAAAAAUGGGGCAAGUUUGUUGCCAUCAAGGCAUGUAUUUGGCCCUUCUGUAACAAGGGCUGGGAGUACCUCCAGUUCAUGGAGGAUAUUUUUCCACAGGGUGGCACAACUGGUGCUCAUGUUUUCCAUGCUGGGAUGUCAAACCCCACCCCUACCAUGACUAUUGGCAGUACCACUUCCAUUCCUUCCAUCCCCCCCACUGCUGCCACAUCAGCCAAAAUUUCCGACCCUGCUACUGCAUCCACUUCAGCUGGAAAGCACUCGUUUUUGCAACAGAAUCCCCCUCUGGGCCCUCCCUUCUAUUCUCAACAAACCAGCUUCCCCAGUCAACUCCAGUCUCAUCCAUUCAUGACAUAA
Molecule: messenger RNA, 1068 nt
Organism: Pisolithus orientalis
Lineage: Eukaryota; Fungi; Basidiomycota; Agaricomycetes; Boletales; Pisolithaceae
Exons: 10
Coding region: 1-1068 (355 amino acids)
Source: RefSeq, a predicted model, not a curated record